GGAAGCCGUCUCUGGCAGGGGGAGCUCAGCACCACCCCCAAAGCAGCACUGCAGGGAUAGGCCACAUCAUGGCUGAAGCCACUGCUCCCAAUGAGAGGCACUCGGUAGGGUUUCAGUGGGAGGUGACAGCCCUGGCAUGAACACUGCGUCCACCUCCGUCCCUGAAGAUGAUGGAGAAGUUGGGGACAGAUGUGGCAUCUCCCCCUGAAGACAGUGCAGAGGAGGAGAACACGCGUGGUGUGGAACUGAGUGGGGUGAAAGAGGGGGCGGCCCCCAGCUCCCCCCCUCCAGCUGUGCCGGUGAUUGAGCUUCUCAGGAGGGGGGAGGGAUCCGGCAAUAUAAAGGCCAGAGAGCAGGAGCUCAGACUCCAAAACGUCAGGACCACCGAGCUGUGCAGAGCCCCCCUGACACCAACUACAGAGCUCUGCAGAACCUCAUUGACCCCAACUACAGAGCUGUGCAGAACCCACCUGACACCCACUACAGAGCUGUGCAGAGCCCCCCUGACACCAUCAACCGAGCUGUGCAGAGCCCCCCUGACACCAAAUACAGAGCUCUACAGGACCCCACUCACUCCAGUCACCGAGCUGUGCAGAGCCCCCCUCUCAGUGACCGGAGCCCCUAUUACUGCCACCACUGAGCUGUGCAGACCACCUAUACCACUGCCUGUGAUCGGACUCCCUACUGAGCAAUCUGCAGAAGGACGAAUGGUGCAGCUGAGCCCCCCUGCUUCCCUGCCCCUGCAGCCGGCUGGGAGAGCCAUGCUAUACGGGCUGAACCAAUCCUUGGUACCUGGAAACAGUGCCUAUUUUAGUGAUUCGGACUCAUUCCCAAUGUACAACAAUAAUUCCAGAAGCAAAAGGCGAUCUGGUCCUUAUGAAGUGGAGGUAACUGAAGGAGGUCCUCAUACAAAAGUGGUCCGUCGUAUUUUCACCAACAGCCGGGAGCGAUGGAGGCAGCAGAAUGUUAAUGGGGCUUUUGCUGAACUUCGCAAGUUGAUUCCAACUCACCCACCAGAUAAAAAACUUAGUAAGAAUGAAAUCCUACGACUCGCCAUGAAAUACAUCAACUUCUUGGCUAAACUUCUUGAUGACCAAGAGGAGGACGGCAACCAAAGAAACAAAGUGAGCAAAGAUAAUGGUAUGGUCCAACAAGACCUUCUACAGGAAAUGCUCUCCCCAAACUCUAGCUGUGGAAGCUCUUUAGAUGGGGUGCCAAGCCCUGAUAGCUUCUCAGAGGAGCAUGAUGCAUUGGACUCCAAACAUAGCAGAAUCCUUCACCAGUCCAUCCUUCCAGUAGAAAGCAAUGGACAACGAUGACAAAUUAAAGCAGGACUUGGGAAUUAACUGUCGCCCAUUGGGGAUGGACCAUUAACUUCAUGAUUUAGCACUGUUGGAAUGGUGGAAGCUCUCUAUGCUGGUACUCUAAAACUAAGAGAACUCCAUCCUUCCUAAAGUACAAACUUUCUACACUGAAAAUUAAUCAAAAGUGAAAGGAAUUUUGUUUUUAAAUGUAAGAUGUAUUCUAUUCCACUUGUUUCCUACUUAUGGGCUUUUUGAAACAUAAACAGAUAUGUAGCAAUUGAAUUACAAUCAGUAUUUUGGAAAAGAUACUAAUAGGAGACGAAUCAUGAGUGGUAUAUAUAUCCCUAGUAAUCACAGCUCCAUAUAGGGGCCUGGAACCUGCUAUGGGAUCAUUCUUAUUGGUACCUGUUAUGAAGAAGGUACACUACAUACAUUCGUACAAGAUUGGUCAAGGUCACGUCAGUAUUAUUUAUAAUAGAAGGAUAGUUUUAUCAUAUGAUCAUUUGCAACAAGGACCGUGGAUAACAAUAACUGAUUUAUAUUGUAACAUUUUUUUAUAUAUAUAUAUUUUAAUGCUUCAUAGUAGCUAAAGGGUGUGCUUGCUGUAACCUAGAAUCUGAAUGUUAUUCAUGGACUUUGUAACUAGCAGAAUUUCGUGUCUUGUUUUUGUACAACAAGUCUUCGGCUUUGUACAUUUGGUAGCAUCUGGAUGUUAAUGGCAAAUACUCCAAUCACGACUGGAUUUGGCUCCCUGCUCAGCCAGUGCCUCCCUCCUAGCCCUUUUAUUUUACAUUUGAUUCUAGUUCAUCACUGCCCCCAUUAGCCUCUAAAGGUUUUUGCUUAUUAUUGUUUGUUCUUCCAGUUUCUCCAUUUGUUUUGCCCAUUCUGUGUUUUCCCCACACCUUUUUUUUUCCUUCUCAAAGGUCCUUAUUGAAAAUGGAAUCUCCCCCUUUAGUUCUUCUCUACGUUCAUCCUCACAAUUAUGUCCCUACCAUAGUACCUGCUUGCUAUUACACAAGUGUGGCCCCUCUUAGAGUCAGCUAUUUUUCUUUAGUCUUACUGUUUAGGCAGCACAUUUUGGGCAGAAAAGCUCACAGCUGGGUAUUUCCUCUGCUCAUCACAUUUGCCCCCCGAUGACUAUAACAUUGUUAAUAGAAAUUCUACAGUAACAAGCAAACAGCCUGUGUUGGGAUGUGAUUUCAUCCUAUAGGCAGACAAAUGCUUGGAAUUACUCAUUUUACUCUAAUGUUACUCUAAUGCUACACAUGAUUUUAUAGUCCCCAAACUAUUUUAACUUUUGAAAACUUUCUAGUUCACUGUUUAUUAACAAUUUUGCAGCAGUUGUGUGUCUUUUUUCAUGGCUUCAUAAUUGCAAGUUAAUGUACAAUGCUAUGAUUCAGUUAUUUCCUCUGCUUAGGAACGUUUGGUACAAUUAUCUAUGGCCAGGUGCAUCUUAAUUUCUUGUAUCCCUUUAAAUUGGCCAGCAAAUUAUUUGUUUACCAGAUUUGUAUGUGCCUCAUCUUUAUUUUUAAAUAGAUGCCUUGCUUUUACUCUGAAAAAGGGUUAAAUAUAAAGUUAAAGUUAUGCUCCUAUGUCACUCCAGAUUAGGAUAUAACUUGUAAGCAAAUGAGAAGCAUGUAUAUGUGUGUAUGCUCUUAACCACUGUCUAUAUCCUUAUCUGGUGCAGCAUGUGUGUAUGCUCCCAGCCACUGCCUAUAUCUUCAUCUGGUGCAGCAUAUGUGUGUAUGCUCCAAACCACUGUCUAUAUUUUCAUCUGGUGCAGCAUAUGUGUGUAUCCUCUUAACCACUGUCUAUAUCCUCAUCUGGUGCAGCAUAUGUGUGUAUACUCCCAACCACUGUCUAUAUCUUCAUCUGGUGCAGCAUAUGUGUGUAUGCUCUUAACCACUGUCUAUAUCUUCAUCUGGUGCAGCAUAUGUGUGUAUGCUCCCAACCACUGUCUAUAUCUUCAUCUGUUGCAGCAUAUGUGUGUAUGCUCCCAACCACUGUCUAUAUCUUCAUCUGGUGCAGCAUAUGUGUGUAUGCUCCAAACCACUGUCUAUAUUUUCAUCUGGUGCAGCAUAUGUGUGUAUGCUCUUAACCACUGUCUAUAUCCUCAUCUGGUGCAGCAUAUGUGUGCAUGCUCCCAACCAUUGUCUAUAUCUUCAUCUGGAACAGCAUAUGUGUGUAUACUCCCAACCACUGUCUAUAUCUUCAUCUGGUGCAGCAUAUGUGUGUAUGCUCCCAACCACUGUUUAUAUCUUCAUCUGGAACAGCAUAUGUGUGUAUGCUCUCAACCACUGUCUAUAUCUUCAUCUGGAACAGCAUAUGUGUGUAUGCUCUCAACCACUGUUUAUAUCUUCAUCUGGAACAGCAUAUGUGUGUAUGCUCUCAACCACUGUCUAUAUCUUCAUCUGGUGCAGAAUGGGGGUGUUCAAGAAUUGCAACUUUGUCUAAAAUCUUAACUCUUUUAAAGGAGCUAAGCACAGUAAAAGAAGGGAUUUAUUUACAAAAAUCAUAUUUGUAACGAUCUAAUCCAUGUUAUUUUUUCACUAGAAUGGCCCUAAGGUUCUCUCUUUAUAGCUACAAGGUACACGACCAAUGUAUAAAUGACAGCGUCCUAUAAUAAUAUAACUGGUAUAGUAAAACAGUAUAAUGAGAUUAUGUCAAUGCUUGUUAUAAUUGUACUUGUACGUUAUAUUCCAGUUGCUAAGGUUUUUAUUUUUGUUGUUUCUCAAUAAUUUUUUAUUUUUUAUACAAAAUUCUCUUUUAAAUGGAAAAUAAACAUUUCUUGCUUUUGUGUAAAAAAUAUAUAUAUUUUCUCAGACUUUCAGACUUAUUACAGAGCCCAAAAAGCAAAGUAUUGUAUUCAAAGUGUUGCAAAUUGCCUAAUACUGAUUUGAUGCAUUUUGAGGGGACCCUCAGUUACAGAAUGGGCUGUUUGGACUCUCUAGGAAGCAUGGGGCAAGCACAUUUUUUAAACAACAGCAAGAAGUGUUUAAUGUCCCUUUAAGUGACCAUAAAUUAUAGUAGAAUUGCAUAACUGACAAAAUAAAAAAAAUAAAAAUUUUACUAGCAAAUUUCAAAGAUAUUCCAUUUUCCCUCCGCUUGUAUCAUGUGAUAGCCGUCAGCCAAUCACAAAACACAUUUACAUAUAUAACCUUAGUUCCAGCUACACGAGAAAAGGCACCAAACAUGGCCAGACUGUGGUUAUGUGCCAAUUACAUGGGAACUCUUUCACUGCUCACUCCCCCACCUAUAUGAUCUCUCUGUACCAAAAUCAUAUUGUCAUUGCCCUUAAAGAAAGGGAAUCUGUCAAUGUACUCAUCCUUAUGGCAUAUGUACAGUCUACAUUUCUACCCAAUAGCAUAAGCAUGCUCAUUUCACAAUGUCCCCUCUUUUUCGUUAUUUUUAUUUGGGAUUUCUUUGUUUAUAAAUCUGGUACAUUAUUUUGCCCACAGCUCAUAAUAAGAUGAAUUAUAAAUAAACACAAUUAUAUUGCAGUUUCACACAUGGCAAAACAUCUCCAAAGAUUAAAAUACACAGUUUGUCUUUACUCAGUAAAAUAUAAUAAAGAAAUCUGUUAUUACAAUGAAUCAGUAGCUAGUUUCUCAGGUUGGCUUUUGGUACCAUUAAUUAACAUUUUUUUCCCAUUACAUCUUGUUUUGUCCUAGAGCUAAAAAACCCCAAAACAAAUAAAUUUUAUGUGGAAAUGGUUAAAAUGAUGUUAUAUUUUGUCUGUCAGCUUUAUGCUGUUACAUUGUAUCUGGUGGGCAAGUUAUUUUCAUUUUUAUAGAUACACCUUAUUUCUGCUUCUGGAGAACAAUUGUUUUUGUUGUUUCAUUUGUGUAGCUUGGAGAUGUAACAUUAUUUAUUACUGUUUAGUGCUAUAAAAAGGGGGACAGAGGCUUAACAGGUCACACACACUCUGGAAUACAUUUCCUGGUCUUCCAGCUAUACAUAUGGCCAUUAAAGCAUGUGCUUUCCUUAUUGAUGCUGGUGCUGUAUAAUUAUUAUCUGCUUGUCCUCCUAGCCCCUAUCAGCUUGUGUCCGGCAGGACCUGUGCUCCCCUCCAGGCCACUUAAAGGUACAGGGCUACUGUCUGAUAGUGACUAGAAGGGUACAGAUAACGUUCUCAUACUUUUCUGCUUGUGCUCUAGAUGUAAAUGACAGCACUUUUAUUACAUGUUGUACUGUUGAAGUAAGUCUUCAGUUUGCUUUCUGCAUUAUCUGCAGAACUUAACCAGGCCUGGUACAUGUUUAACUCUCCCUCUGCUUCACCAACAGUGGAAGGGUUAACUUUGUAAAGCCUUUUAGGCAAGAAAGUCUACGUGAUUAUUAAAAACACAUUUGUUAUAAUAUAUCUAAUGUAAUAUUCAGGACAUUCCUAAAUAAAAGUUGUACAAUCUGACUUAA
Molecule: messenger RNA, 5717 nt
Organism: Bombina bombina (fire-bellied toad)
Lineage: Eukaryota; Metazoa; Chordata; Amphibia; Anura; Bombinatoridae
Gene: TAL1
Product: TAL bHLH transcription factor 1, erythroid differentiation factor
Exons: 4
Coding region: 168-1319 (383 amino acids)
Biological process (GO): regulation of transcription by RNA polymerase II
Molecular function (GO): DNA-binding transcription factor activity, RNA polymerase II-specific; RNA polymerase II cis-regulatory region sequence-specific DNA binding; protein dimerization activity
Source: RefSeq, a predicted model, not a curated record